AUGGGGGCUGUUAUAUCUUUCCUAGCUUGGGUACAUAAGAAGAAGAAGACUUCCCAAACCCUAAUCACUUCACUUCCAAAGGACGUUUCAGUGGACUGCACAGCUCUUGUGUCUCCAACCCUAAUCAGUUCACUUCCUAAGAAUUUUUCAGUGAACUGCAUAGCUCUUGUGCCGAUACCCAAAUCUCCAACCCUAAUCACUUCGCAUACAGAGCGAGAUUCAACUGACUGCACAGCUCUUCGUGUGCCAAAACACAAGUAUCCAGAUCUAAUCACUUUACUUCCAGCGGACGUUUUAACGGACUGCAUCGCACGUGUGCCAAAACACUGGUAUCCAACUCUCUCCCUCGUUUCUAAACUGUUUCGAUCAAUGGUUGCUUCGCCUGAGCUAUACGCGAGACGUUCUCUGUUAGGAUUCGCAGAAUCUUGCAUCUAUGUGCCCAUCCAUUGUAGUCACGAUUUGAGUAUACGUUGGUACACUCUCCUCCGUAACCAAAGACGGUUGGUCCCUAUCCCGUUGCUACCUCUUACGCCUUACUCAAGCUCUGUAUAUGUCGUAUUGGGUUCGAGGAUCUUUGUCUUGGGUGGAUACUACGAAAGUCAGUACACGACCAAUGUGUCAACCAUGGACUGUCGAUAUGACACGGUGCAACCUUAUGGCACCAUGCCUAAGGCUGUCGUUAAUCCUGUCGCCGAAGUUGUCGAUGGUAAGAUUUACGUGAUCGGAGGUCAUCACGGAAAGGACUCGAGUUUUUGGUCAUCAGACUUGAUGAUGGUGUUGGACGUUGAAUCACAAACGUGGGAAUACGUGGAGAAGAAGUCAGGGUUGGAGAUGGGUCAUAAUUUGAUUAGUUGUGUAGCGUUGGAAGAUAAGAUUUACAUAAAGGGUUGUAGAAAAAGCUUUGUUUUCAAGCCGAAGGAAGGUAAAUGGGAAGAAGAAGCGAACGAGUUGCUGCAUUCUAGUGGUAGAGGGACAAGUGGUUGUGUCGUAGAUGGAAUAUUGUAUAGUUACGAUACUUAUGGAAAUUGUUUAAGGGCGUAUGAUCUAAAGAAGAGGUUGUCUUGUGGAGUGGUGAAGGGUUUGGGAGGACUGGUUAAGAAGAGUUACAAGGUAUUUGUUGUUCGUUGUGGUGAAAAUAGCGUAUUGUUGAUGCAGAAUGGAGACUUGCUCAAACCAGGGAUUUGGUGUGCUGAGAUUGCUUUGACGGAAAGGAAUCAGAGAGGAGAGAUUUGGGGGAAGGUUGAGUGGUCUCAACUUGUGCUUGAUGGAGACGCUUCUUUUUCAGAUUGCCUUAGUGUUAUGGUUUGA
Messenger RNA from Microthlaspi erraticum, 1308 nucleotides. Lineage: Eukaryota; Viridiplantae; Streptophyta; Magnoliopsida; Brassicales; Brassicaceae. The record is from the annotation of a GenBank genome assembly.